AUGCCGCAAAAUCGCAUAGUCACCGGCUCCUCCCGCGGCAUCGGCGCCGCCAUCGCCCUGAAGCUCGCCUCGCACGGGGCGGACGUGGUCAUCAACUACGUCGCCUCUGCCCAGUCCGCCGAGGCCGUCGCGGCCCGUGCGCGCGAUGAGCACGGCGUCCGGGCCGUCUGUGUGCAGGCCGACGUCUCGAACCGCGACGACAUCGCGCGCCUCUUUGGGGCGGCCAAGAAGGAGCUCGGCCGCGUGGACAUUGUCAUGAGCAACUCUGGCAUCGAGCACUUUGGUGACAUCGAGACGGUCACGGGCGAGGAGAUUGACAAGGUGUUUGCCGUGAACGUCAAGGCGCAGUUCUUUGUGGCGCAGGAGGCCUAUAAGGUCAUGGAGAAUGGAGGGCGGCUGAUCCUGAUAAGCAGCAUCUCUGCUGCCAUGGGUUUCCCGCGCCAUGCCAUCUACUCUGCCUCCAAGGCAGCCAUCACGGGCAUGAUCAAGUGUCUGGCCUGGGACUUUGGCUCCAAGCAGAUCACCGUCAACGCCAUCGCCCCUGGCGGCAUCAAGAGUGACAUGUACGCGCAGGCGGCGGCCGACUACUUCCCCAACGGCAAGGACAUGACCAUCGACGAGAUCGAUGCCAAGGUCAGCGCCUGGAGCCCCCUGGGCCGCCCCGGCAUGCCGGACGACAUCGCGGGCGUCGUGGCGCUGGUGGCGAGCCCGGAGUCGCAGUGGCUCACUGGCCAGACUUUCCAUGUGGGUGGAGGAGCCCACAUGGCUACUUCUUAG
Molecule: messenger RNA, 777 nt
Organism: Cryphonectria parasitica EP155
Lineage: Eukaryota; Fungi; Ascomycota; Sordariomycetes; Diaporthales; Cryphonectriaceae
Product: NAD(P)-binding protein
Exons: 2
Coding region: 1-777 (258 amino acids)
Molecular function (GO): oxidoreductase activity
Source: RefSeq, a predicted model, not a curated record